AUGGGCAAGGAACUCUCAGUACUCUGUUUUGGAGACUCUCUGACAGCUGGAUACUACCAUUUUGGAUGCGACUACCAUCCAUACGCCUUGACACUGAAAAAUAAACUGCAGGCAGCGUUUCCCACUACCACAUUCACCGUCGACGAGGACGGCCUUCCAGGUGAUUUGGUCGUCAGUCCUGCCGGCAAAUUCCUGCCUCGAAUCCAGGCAAAAUGUGUGUCUACUCCACUUGUCUUUGUUGCAGUGCUGACCAUUACAGUUGACGGAUCCAACUAUGACUGGGUUAUCAUUCUCGGGGGAACAAAUGAUCUCGGGACUAGGUAUCCAGCUUCGAAGAUAUACCCUGCCCUGCAAGACGUGUGGGAGGUAGCUCUAGACAGCGGCGCACAUGUUCUCGCCCUGACCAUCCCUGAAUGUUCGGCUGUCAGUACGACGCUUAACACAAAUAGAAACAAAGUGAACUCGUCCAUACUCGCUCAUAAAGCGGAGGGAUUCCACGCAUUUGACUUGCAUGGCGCACUGCCCUACCACAACGCCACAGAGGAAUUCAAAGAGAAGAUCUGGGAUGAUGGGCUGCAUUUAACUGCCGAGGGGUAUAGGCUCGUUGGGGAUGUGGUCGGGGAGCAUUUAAUUGCGCUGCUCAAGGACAAAGGCUUAUAA
Molecule: messenger RNA, 660 nt
Organism: Aspergillus thermomutatus
Lineage: Eukaryota; Fungi; Ascomycota; Eurotiomycetes; Eurotiales; Aspergillaceae
Product: SGNH/GDSL hydrolase family protein
Exons: 3
Coding region: 1-660 (219 amino acids)
Molecular function (GO): phosphatidylcholine lysophospholipase A1 activity
Source: RefSeq, a predicted model, not a curated record